Carya illinoinensis is the source of this 1060-nucleotide messenger RNA. RefSeq names its product polyadenylate-binding protein 2-like. The transcript has 6 exons. Bases 140 to 805 code for a protein of 221 amino acids. Gene Ontology annotation, molecular function: RNA binding. The record is from RefSeq and is a predicted model, not a curated record. Lineage: Eukaryota; Viridiplantae; Streptophyta; Magnoliopsida; Fagales; Juglandaceae.
CUUCGCUCUCCCAAAUCCACAAUUUGUCCCUUGGCCGCCUGAUCCCAAAACUCAGCAACCAAAGAAAUACGGAGGGUUGUGGCUGGAAGCUCGCACAGUGCUUAGUUGGAGAGAGCGAGAGAGAAAGACAGAGAGGGAGAUGGAGCAGCAGCACGAUGAACAAGAGCACGAAGUGUAUGGAGGAGAGAUCCCUGACGAGGGCGAGAUGGACGCUGACGUUGAGAUGUCUUCUAGGGCUGAGGAAGACGAACUUCAAGAUCCUAACUCCAAGGACUUGGAGGACAUGAAGAAGAGGCUUAAGGAGAUCGAAGAAGAAGCUGGCGCCCUUCGUGAAAUGCAGGCCAAGGUUGAGAAGGAGAUGGGCGCUGUUCAAGAUUCAUCCAGUGCUUCUGCAACUCAGGCUGAAAAGGAGGAAGUGGAUGCUCGGUCCAUUUAUGUUGGUAAUGUUGACUAUGCAUGUACUCCGGAGGAAGUCCAGCAGCACUUUCAAUCUUGUGGAACAGUAAACAGAGUGACGAUUUUGACGGACAAGUUUGGUCAACCAAAAGGAUUUGCUUAUGUUGAGUUUGUUGAAAUUGAUGCUGUUCAGAAUGCUGUCCUGUUAAAUGAAUCAGAAUUGCAUGGUCGUCAAUUGAAGGUCUCUGCUAAGCGAACAAACGUUCCGGGAAUGAAACAAUAUAGGGGAAGGCGGUCUAAUCCAUAUUUAGGUUUUCAAUCCCGAAGGCCAUUCAUGCCUGUCUAUGCUCCAUAUGGUUAUGGAAGGGUUCCAAGGUUCAGACGACCCAUGCGAUACAGGCCAUACUAAUGGUUACAUGGUUGAUGUAAUUUUUUACCCCCCAGAAUUCAAGCUUGUAGUGUUACGUUUCUCGUACUAUGAAUUUUAUCUGCUUGGGACGGGGGAUAAAAGAGGCUAGUAUGCAGAUGUUUACUGUAGUCAUAAUUACCCCUAGGCCGCUAUAAGUUCCUCUGCUAAAUUUGUAAUUUUCAAUUCUGUAUGGAUGAGCUCAGACGUUUUAGAAUUCAAAUUAAUCUAGCAUUUGCAUCCAGUUAUGUACUCUAA